Anthonomus grandis grandis is the source of this 2711-nucleotide messenger RNA. Its product is annotated as serine/threonine-protein kinase ULK3-like. Gene Ontology annotation, biological process: peptidyl-serine phosphorylation; protein autophosphorylation; autophagy. The transcript is spliced from 8 exons. Lineage: Eukaryota; Metazoa; Arthropoda; Insecta; Coleoptera; Curculionidae. Gene Ontology annotation, molecular function: protein serine/threonine kinase activity; ATP binding. The record is from RefSeq and is a predicted model, not a curated record. Gene Ontology annotation, cellular component: cytoplasm; autophagosome. The coding region runs from base 236 to 1759 and encodes 507 amino acids.
UGAAUUACAAAUAUUUGUUUAUUUCUUUUGUUUUUAAUUUUUAAUCUUUAAUAACGUUCGGAUGUAGUUGAUGUAGCAAUAAAAAGGAUGAAUGAUAUUGAAUAGUGAAAUAAAAAAAUCGUUUCUGAAUCUCUCCUAGGAUUUGAAUUAUAUUUUAGGCAAUGUCAUUAAUAAUUUCUUCAUCAAAGUUGUCCUGAAUAACAAAAGGCAACAGACUAAAGAACUUGGGUGUCAGAUGUCAAUGCUACCGUCCAGUUUCUUGAAACCAAUCGCUAAACACUACCGAAUAGAACAAUUAAUUGGUUCUGGCUCAUUUUCAGAUGUUUUUCGUGCUAUCGAUAAUGUUUCUAAAGAAACCGUGGCUUUAAAGUGCUUCAAGCAACAAAUGAAGUGGAUGGGACACUUUCGAAGUGCAGCCAAAGAAAUUGCCUUUUUAAGGCUUUUGGAUCACCCGAACAUCAUUCAACUAAAGAGUUAUGACCUGAAUAAGGAUUUUAGGUUCGUAUUUAUCGGUACAGAAUAUGCGAUGUUUGGCAGCCUUAGGAACUAUUUAUCCGACAAAGUUCCAUGCAAAGAAGAUGUUAUUCAAAUCGUGAUGAGACAGCUGCUCUCAGCCUUAGAUUACAUGCACAUUUUGGGAAUUUUACAUGGUGAUAUAAAGACCCAUAACAUUUUAGUGCAUAGGAUAGAAGACAAUAAUAAGCCUGCCAUAAAAAUAGCAGAUUUUGGGCUCUCGGAACUGAAAUUGGUUGAUUGCAACUUAAUGUACCAAGCAGGCUCUUUAAACUUUAUGGCUCCAGAAGUUUUGCUUAAGAUGCCAGUGGAUACAAGAUGCGAUUUAUGGUCUGCUGGAGUUGUCAUGUACUAUAUGAUGUUUGGCAAAACUCUAUACGGUCAUACCGAGAAAGAUAAAGAAAGACAUAUAGAUUUCAUAAGAAGAAAAAUGAUACCUGAUUUUCGGGACCAACAAAGAUACUCAGCCAGCUGCAACCAUCUUGUAAGAGGGCUUUUACAAUUCGAUAAAGAGGAACGUUUUUGUGGUGUGUUCAUAAGGAGGCAUCCAUUUGUUGAAUUAAAAAAUUGUCCUUACUAUGGAUUGAAGUUUAUGGAAGAUGGAUCCAACCAUGCUACUGAAGCCGUUAAGUAUGCCGCGAAAGGCAGAUAUGGAGAAUCUUUAGUUCUUGGUAUUCAAGGCAUCCUAGAAUUAAAGAUACAAGCGAAUUUGACAGAAGAUCCUAAACUGCGCGAAUAUCUUUUCUUAAAAUGGACUAGUUUUGAAAAUUUUGUCUUAUGCCAAGAAAAACUUCUAAUAUUGAGUACAGCAUGCAAACUUGACCCAAAAUCAGAUGUUAUUACCCAUGAAGAAUUCAGAAAACAUCUAAUUAGUACUCCUAGAAUUUUGGUUGGUUUUGACAUUGGUUGUGAUGCUAGUAUGUAUCUACGGGAAGGUCACAAAGAUAGAGCAAUCAACAUGUUCCACCAGGCCUUGCAGAUUUUGUUGCCUUUGAUGAAAACUGAACCAGACUCCAACAGAAAAGAGAUACUAGGUCGUAAGAUAAAACGAUGGAUUGGCAAGUUGGAACAGGUUACAGUGGGUGCAUCGGCACGUGAAUCAGAUACCAUGACUUCCUUAAUGCUUCGCUUUGGGAUUAGACGCAACUUAAAAUAUGGUAGUAACGAUGAAGGCUAUUUAGCCGAUGUCUCCAUUAUAGAUUCUCAGGAAGAGGCCGCCGCAUUACCAGAGCCAAAGAAGAAAUAAUACUCUAAGACUGAUAAUAUUAUUAAUGUUUUUGUUGUUGUGUUAGAUUUUAAUUCUGUUAAAGAAUUUUUACUUAUUUAAAUUCGUUAAACAAUUAGUAUUUAUUAAGGUAGGUAAUACGCUCGUCAAAAAGUAUUUAGUAUAAUGUUCGUUUAAAGAUUACUGAAAACAAAGAGCAAAAUAAUUUCAAAGACUUAAUACAAGAUCAAAUAGGUUUAAAUAAUCCAUUGAUUAGCACUUUGCAGGUAGGUUUUUUUCUUUAACUUGGAGGUGCCCGUGCUCAACUGCUCCUACCGAAGAAACGCCACUGAAUUAAACAGGUUAAAUUGAAAGCUUACUAAGAUAGAUUACUUUAGAUAAGUUAACCUAACUUAUUGAUAACGUUUUGCCCAACCAUCCUGACUGUUGUUUGCGAUAUCCUGUUUCAUCCAAACAUAGUGUGAAUUAUAUAAAUUAUUACAAAGGCCUGCGUAAAAUUAAUGGAUUAUUUACUACUUACUUAUUUUCAACUUGACUGCAACUUAUCUAGUUCUAAGGGUAACAUGAAAUUGUCAUAUAUUAAAAGAUAGUAUUGUAGUAUUAAUUUAUUAGUAUCCACUGAUUUUUUAAAUAUAAAUAGUGGUUAACAUUAAACCCUUACCAUACACAUUACAAUGCCUUAUGGUAUGUUAUUGACUUUUAGUGAGAUUGACGAGCGUUACGUUAAUUUAGUAUUUUUAAGAUAUUUCGUAUAUUUUUGAUAGAUUGAAAAUCCGAAUUUUGAAAAAAUAUGUGAAAUUCUUAAAUAUUUAAUUUGUUAAUAUUUUUCAAUGAUAAAUAAAUAUAAGAAAUAUCUAUUUGGUUACGCAAGAUAAUGCGAUAUGUAAAAAGUUCCUAGAAGCCUUAAUGUAUAAAUGUUAAAGUAAUUUUGAAAUAUUAACAAAUUUAUUUCUCUAAUAAAUGUUGGAAUUUA